Didymosphaeria variabile is the source of this 1098-nucleotide messenger RNA. RefSeq lists its product as uncharacterized. Bases 1 to 1098 code for a protein of 365 amino acids. The record is from RefSeq and is a predicted model, not a curated record. The transcript has a single exon. NCBI's taxonomy places the organism in Eukaryota, Fungi, Ascomycota, Dothideomycetes, Pleosporales, Didymosphaeriaceae. Gene Ontology annotation, molecular function: 4-hydroxyproline epimerase activity.
AUGCGCUUCUCCCGCAAACUCGACGUAAUCGGCGUCCAUGCCGAAGGCGAAGUCGGCGACGUCGUCGUCAGCGGCGUCCUCGACGUCCCAGGCGAAACAAUGUACGACAAAAUGAUACAUAUGUGGUCCACCAACGACCACAUCCGGCAACUCCUCCUCAAUGAACCCCGCGGCCGCUCCUCAAUAUGCACGAACCUCGUCCUCCCGCCUUGCAACCCCAAGGCAGACGCGGGGUUCUUGAUCAUGGAGGCAGAGGAGUGGGUACCCAUGUCAGGAUCAAACACGAUUUGUACCGUCACUGCGCUGCUGGAGACGGGGAUGCUGAAGAUGGACGAGCCUGAGACGAAGGUAGUGUUGGACACAGCAGCCGGCCUCGUCACCGUAACCGCCUCCUGCGAAAGCGGGAAGUGCAAGAGCGUAGAGUUUGAAAACGCGCCGUCGUUCGUAUUUGGACUCGACAUCCCCAUUACCGUACCCGACCUCGGCACGCUGAAAGUUGACAUCGCCUACGGCGGGAUGAUGUUUGCGUUCGUCGAUGUUUCGGCCGUAGGGCUCAGAUUGGAAGAUCAUUAUGAAAAUGGAACGAAGCUUGUUGAAUUGGGGGAGAGGGUUAAGAAAGCUGUGAGGGAGCAGUUCACGCCGGUGCAUCCGGAGAACGCGGCUAUCCGGGGGGUGACGAAUGUUGUUUUUACCAUGCCAUUGACGACAGACCCACUUCGCGAUUGCAAAGUCACAAAGAAUGCUACGGUGGUGAUGCCCGGCCGGCUCGAUCGCAGCCCUUGCGGAACUGGGACGUGUGCACGUAUGGCGGUUCUCUAUGCGCGAGGACUUCUCAGUGUUGGCGAGAGUUGGAUUAACAAGAGUAUGAUUGAUACGGAAUUCACUGGACGGAUUGUGACAACGACACAGGUCGGCGAAUACGACGCCAUCAUUCCUGCAGUUAAGGGGAGAGGUUGGAUUACCAGCUUCAAACAGGUAGUUCUUGAUCCCCAGGAUCCGUUCCCCGAGGGUUUCCGAGUUGGUGAUGCAUGGCUGCCUCCGAAUCUUGGGGUCAAGGAGGGAGUCUUCAAAGCCUACAAAGAGGCCAGGGAAGGCUAA